This is a messenger RNA of Pectinophora gossypiella (pink bollworm), 905 nucleotides long. Its product is annotated as keratin, type I cytoskeletal 9-like. Bases 70 to 810 code for a protein of 246 amino acids. The transcript has 3 exons. The record is from RefSeq and is a predicted model, not a curated record. Lineage: Eukaryota; Metazoa; Arthropoda; Insecta; Lepidoptera; Gelechiidae.
GUCUUCAUCACAGUUUUGUGUGAGCAACACAUCACAACACAUUCAGUUACAACACUGCCAACAACCAACAUGAAACUGUUCAUAAUUUCCGCCCUCAUCGCCGUCAGCGCCGCUGCGCGCCUUGAGCACUUGGAGCAGGCUGCUCGUGGAAACUUUGGCGGACCCACCAACCAAUACCUUCCUCCUUUCGGUGGCCCCAGUGGUGGUUCUCAGGGUGGUCACGGAGGCGCUAGCGGCGGUUUCGGUGGCGCAAGCAGCGGCUUUGGUGGUGUCAACGGAGCUUUUGGAGCCAGAAACGGUGUUGCCAGCCGCUUUGGAGACGCGACCUCUAACAAAUACCUUCCUCCCUUCGGCGGUGACAGCAACAACGUCGGCAGUGGCUUCAACAGGCCUGGUGCUCAAGGAGCUGGACCUUCCUUCAACUCUGCUACCUCCAACAAGUAUUUGCCUCCCAACCAGGCUCCUAGCUUCGGACCAGCUGUUCGCGGUGAGGCCCCCAGCUCUCAAUACGGCGCCCCUCAGGGAAGCUUCGGUCACUCCGGUGCUAGCUUCGGUCAGUCUGCUGGUAGCUUCGGAAGCCAAUCUGGUUUCGGUGGUCAAUCCGGUUUCGGUGGUCAAUCUUCUUUCGGCAGCCAAGGCGGUCACUCGCAGUUCGGUCAAUCUGGUGCCAAUGGACAGCAUGGUCAGUCUGGUUUCGGUGGAUUCCAGAGAGGUUCUCAGGGCAGCUUCGGUAGCCAAUACAGGCCCAACUCUCAGGGCUCGAACUACCCCCAACAGAGCUUCGACGAAGAAACCGGCUACCACUACUAGUUCUUUCUAGAACUAGUUUCUAGCUAGAGCUAAAUUUAGCUUUAUUCAGCCAAUUGUGAUUGUGUUCUAAUCUCUAAAUAAAUGUAUAUUUUGUA